AUGUGGGCAGCACAUGUGGCAGUAAAAAUCCCUAAGUUCAACGUAUUUAAUGUAAAGAGGUGGUUCACUCAAGCGGAACACCAGUUCCGGUUAGGACGCAUAACGUCUCCUGCUGCAAAAUUCUUCUAUGUAUACACUAAUCUGCCAGAAGAUGUUCUCAACGGUUUAAGCGAAGAAACAGCAUCUGGAGACGAUUACGAGAGGAUAAAGACUGAAUUAAUCAACACCUUCAGCGAGUCAAAACCGCAGCUCUUCGACAAACUCAUGGCACAACAAGGGAAUUACCUCGGUCAAAAACCAACCCUCUGCCUCCGCAAGAUGCAAGAGGUGGCAAACCAACUAGGCGUCGGAGAAGAUAUCGUACGCAUCAAAUUCUUAAAAGGUGUUCCUGAUGACAUCAGGCCCAUUCUAGUUACCUAUUAG
This is a messenger RNA of Hyalella azteca, 423 nucleotides long. RefSeq lists its product as uncharacterized. NCBI's taxonomy places the organism in Eukaryota, Metazoa, Arthropoda, Malacostraca, Amphipoda, Hyalellidae. The transcript has a single exon. The record is from RefSeq and is a predicted model, not a curated record. Bases 1 to 423 code for a protein of 140 amino acids.